Messenger RNA from Asterias rubens (European starfish), 1233 nucleotides. RefSeq names its product phospholipid phosphatase 6-like. The transcript is spliced from 2 exons. Lineage: Eukaryota; Metazoa; Echinodermata; Asteroidea; Forcipulatida; Asteriidae. The record is from RefSeq and is a predicted model, not a curated record. Bases 88 to 810 code for a protein of 240 amino acids. Gene Ontology annotation, molecular function: sphingosine-1-phosphate phosphatase activity.
CAACCAUGUAGACACUUCUGUAGAUAUUUGUAAACAAAUUAACCUAUUCGUUCUCUUUUGUUGGUUUACACGAUUUUAAAGUGCAAAAUGGUUUCGGAAUUACGAUCACGAAAACUUGCCUCUUCGGAGGAAAAGGUAAAACAAGAGAUAUCUGAUAAGAAAAGUGAAGAUGGGAGCAAGAAAAGAAAAGCUGUUCGUGCCAACAACGGAAGUCAAAGUGUAUUCCGACGCCUUCUCGAAUGGGAUAAAGAAACGUCGCUUCUUUGCAGCAUCUGUGCAUCGCCAACCUCGGGCCAUGGAAGCUUGAGGUUGUUCUUCAAAUUGAUUGAGUUAGGUGGCCAUGGAGUGCCAUGGAUAGUGAUUCCUGUCACUUUGAUGUAUUUCACCGAGGAUCCUUGGUUCAUGGAAAUUUUACUCAACCUCUUGGCAGGAAUCUUUCUGGAUCUGCUGGUGAGCCUGAUUCUCAAAUCUCUGGUCCGAAGACCUCGACCCAACGUCAACCAGAAUGAUAUGGUCCUAACUGCAUCCGUAGAUAGCCUGUAUUCCUUCCCUUCAGGUCACUGUACACGAGCAGGGAUGCUAGCCUUCUUCUUCAUAGCCAACAUCGAUUUCACUGUCAUCCAGGCUAUGAUACUCUUAGUUUGGACUGUCGGGAUUGCUUUAUCGAGGGUCUGCUUGGGACGCCAUUACAUUAUGGAUGUCAGCUGUGGCCUCAUCAUAGGCCUUCUUCAAGGAAUAUUCAUCCAGUAUUACUGGCUGCCUCUGAAGAGCUUUGAAGAUUUAAAAGGAUAUUUUAUUCUGAAGCAAUGAGCAAAUGGCAAAUCAGCAUUUAACUCUUUGUGAAAUGAACACUAUUUGGUUUUAUCCUAACACCGAUGUAUGUAAGCGCUGUACUUACUACUUUUAUAAGUUCUGUGAACUUCAAAGGCUUAUUACUUGGGUGCAAUGCAAACCCAUGACCUUUGACCUUUGUCAAUCUGCCCUUUAAUACCUAUUUAUUUUUGCAGUGGCUUUUUAUGUGCUUUUUUUGUUUUUUUAAAGGCAGUGUAUACUUUGUGUAUGUCAAAGACCAGUAUCCCCACUUUGUGUGUACCCCAAACUUUCAAAGGCUUUUUUGAAGCCUUUCUUAGACUUGAAUUUCGAGUUGAGAAAAAUGACCUCUUAAAGGCAGUGGACACUAUUUGUAAUUACUCAAAAUAAUUAUGAUCACAAAACCUUACUUGGUGAUGAGUA